Dufourea novaeangliae is the source of this 4102-nucleotide messenger RNA. RefSeq names its product probable multidrug resistance-associated protein lethal(2)03659. The transcript has 11 exons. Gene Ontology annotation, cellular component: membrane. Gene Ontology annotation, molecular function: ATP hydrolysis activity; ABC-type transporter activity; ATP binding. The record is from RefSeq and is a predicted model, not a curated record. NCBI's taxonomy places the organism in Eukaryota, Metazoa, Arthropoda, Insecta, Hymenoptera, Halictidae. Gene Ontology annotation, biological process: transmembrane transport. Bases 1 to 3873 code for a protein of 1290 amino acids.
AUGGACAAAAAUCAGAAAAAGGAGGUGGAAAAUCCGCGAGAGAAUGCCAAUAUACUGUCGAAACUAUUAUUCGGGUGGAUCUUGAAGAUAUUCGUGGUCGGCUACAGAAGGGAGUUGGAAGAGAGCGAUCUGUAUUCACCUCUGCUGGAGGACAGGAGCGACAAGUUAGGGAAACGUAUCGUGAAGAACUGGGAGAACGAGGUGAAACGAUGCGAAAAGAACGGCAAUCACUCGAAGCCAAGUUUGUUCAGGGUACUCUAUGGGUCCUUUGGCAAUAUUGUCAUGUACACGGCAGUAUGGCUGGUCAUUCUUGAAUUCGUUAUACGGCUUGCUCAGCCAUUUCUGCUGGCUAGACUGCUACGAUAUUUCUCUGGAGACAGGUCAUCAUGGGACACCAAUAUGUACUAUUACGUGACAGCAUUCUGUCUUCUGCCCAUCGUCGACGCCAUUGUUCUGCACUGGUCCCUGCAAACUCUGAUGCACGUCGGGAUGAAGGUCAGAGUGGCCUGUUGCACUCUGAUUUACAGAAAGAUCCUGAGGCUGUCGAAUUCCGUCCUUGAGAAUGAAACAUCUGCUGGACAGAUGGUGAACUUCCUGAGCAACGACGUGAACAGGCUCGACUACUUUGUAUUUUGUAUUCAUUACUUGUGGAUCGGACCGGUCCAGAUGAUUCUAAUUGCGUACCUCAUAUUCCGCGAGAUCGGUUUGGGCGCCUUCACUGGAAUGAUAACGUUCCUUCUCUGUAUACCAUUGCAGAUGUACUUUGGCCGGAAGGUGAUGCGUUUGACACACAGCUCGGCCCAGAAAACCGACAAUAGGCUGAGGUUGAUGAAUCAAAUCAUCGCUGGGGUGGAAGUAAUCAAAAUGUACGUUUGGGAGGUUCCAUACUCGCUUCUUGUUCAGAAUGCCAGACGGAAAGAGGUGGAUGCGAUAAAAAAAUACUCGACAAUAGAGCAGUUCGGUUUAACGUUCAGCGUUUACGUUCCUCAAGUUAGCCUUUUCAUAACAGUAUUGACAUACGUUUUGACCGGGCACAGCAUCGACGCUGAGAAAGUGUUCAUGACGACAGCGUUCUUCGCUCUUUUACGCACCUCAAUGACCAUGGGCUUUCCCCUGAGUAUUCAUCAACUGGCCGAAGCAACGGUCUCCAUCAGACGCCUCGAGAAGUUCAUGAUGCAUCCGGAAAGAUUCGAUUGCCGUACCAAGCAGAAUCAAAUGGCCUGCCAAUCGACCCCGGUGUACAUAAAAAAUGUCACCGCCAGAUGGGACGAGUCCAGAGAUUACACCCUACAGAACGUGGAUCUGUCGGUCCAAGCGGGUGACUUCAUCGCGGUGAUCGGCCAGAUAGGAUCUGGAAAGAGCAGUUUACUACAGGUGAUACUCGGCGAGUUGCCGUUAACGAAAGGUGAUCUGGAGGUGCACGGAAAGAUCAGUUUCGCGGAUCAAAAGCCUUGGAUCUUCGCCUCCUCGAUCAGACAGAACAUCCUCUUUGGCCAACCGUUCAACGAAACACGGUACAACGAUGUGAUUCGAGUCUGUCAAUUGAAACGGGACCUGGACGGUUUCCAGCAUCACGACAGCACCAUGGUUGGCGAAAGGGGUAUCAAUCUGAGCGGCGGUCAACGGGCCAGAAUUAAUUUAGCUCGAGCGAUCUACAUGGAUGCGGAUAUCUAUCUGUUGGACGAUCCCCUGUCCGCGGUGGAUCCGCACGUCGGCAGCCGGAUCGUGAAGGAAUGCAUCUCGGGCUUUCUGAACGGGAAAACCAGAAUCCUGGUCACCCAUCAGAUUCAAUACCUGAAGUCCGCCAAUCAGAUCGUCGUGCUGAACAACGGUAGCGUGCAGGCGAAGGGUAGUUUCGAGGAGCUGCAGUCUAUGAAUCUGGAUUUCAUGCAGAUCUUUCGGGAUGCGGACAAGGACAAGGAGACCAAAGUACCGGUGAACAUGGACGAGAAGGGACAGUUGGUCGAGACCAAGGAAAAAGAAGAGGAGACUGUUGUCAGCGAAGAACCGAUCGAAGUGGCCGAAACCAGGACCGUUGGCAAGAUUUCUGGCAGAGUGUUAUUGGCCUAUCUAAAAGCCAGCAAGAACGUUCUUCUGGUUUCCAUGAUGAUCAUCUGUUUCGUAUUCAGCCAAGGGAUAUCCAGCGGCAGCGAUUAUUUGGUCGCGUUUUGGGUGAAGACCGAGGUCGCAGCGUGGGUCACAACCGUGAACGGUACAAUGGACUUCCAGUGGAAUGGGCCGCUGUCGCGUGAUGGUAUUAUUUAUCUUUAUAGUGGGCUGGUCGUUGGCGUUGUCCUUGUCUACGUGACGCAAACGUUCUUGUACUACGGUGUCUGUAUGCGGGCCUCGAUAAACCUGCACGCGGACAUGUUUCGCAGCAUCGUGCGAGCCGCGAUGCAUUUUUACAAUACCAAUCCCGCCGGUCGGAUACUUAAUAGGUUCUCGAAGGAUAUCGGUACCAUCGACAAGAGAAUGCCGUGUACUAUGUUUGACGUUAUGACAAUGUGCUUGUCUCUUAUUGGCGCCAUAAUCAUCAUCGGCACCGUCAGUCUUUGGCUGCUAAUACCAACGGGAAUCCUCAUCGCAGUCAUCUAUUAUAUGCGAGUAGUAUACAUUACAACCAGUCGGUCCGUAAAACGUAUGGAAGGCAUCACACGGUCACCGGUGUUCGACCACGUAGGCGCCACGUUGCAAGGUCUGACGACGAUCAGAGCGUUCAGAGCCGAAACCACGGUAACCACAGAUUUCGACAACCACCAGGACCUCCACACCUCCACGUGGUUCAUAUUCAUCUCCAUUUCCCGGGUGUUCGGCCUCUACAUCGAGAUAUUUUGCAUGAUCUACAUAGCCAUGUUAACGAUCCUGUUCAUAAUAUUCAAGGAUCUGGCGGUGGCCGGUGACAUCGGUUUGGUGAUCACGCAGGUCACGGGGAUCAUCGGGCUCCUGCAAUGGGGUAUGAGACAGACGGCUGAGUUAGAGAAUCAUUUGACAUCCAUAGAAAGGGUGUUGGAGUACAGUAAUCUAGAGGAGGAGCCUUUUCUGGAUAGCCGACCGGACCGUAAGGCGCCUGAACAUUGGCCCGCCAAGGGUCUCGUGGAGUUCAAGGACGUGAAGCUGAGAUACGGACCGAAGGGCGCUAAUGUGUUGAAAGGCAUCAACUUUGUGGUGAUGCCCAAAGAGAAGGUCGGUGUUGUGGGUAGGACCGGAGCUGGGAAGACCUCUUUGAUCAGCGCUCUCUUUCGGUUAGCGUACAUCGACGGGGAGAUCGUGAUCGAUAACAUACCGACGAACACGAUCGCAUUGCACGAUUUCCGUUCGAAGAUCAGCAUCAUACCGCAAGAACCAGUGCUGUUCGGUGGUAGUCUUCGACGGAAUUUAGACCCUUUCGAUGAGUACACGGACAGCGUAUUGUGGGAGACGCUGCAAGAAGUCGAACUGAAAAAAACUAUAUCCGAUAUGGCCGCUGGUCUGAACACCAAAGUCGCCGAGGACGGGCUGAACUUCAGCGUCGGUCAACGUCAAUUAUUGUGCCUUGCACGAGCGCUGAUCCGAAACAAUAAGAUCAUGGUGCUCGACGAAGCCACUGCUAAUGUCGAUCCGCAGACUGAUUCACUGAUACAGCAGACAGUCAGGAAGAAGUUCGUCGAUUGUACUGUCUUCACUAUAGCGCAUAGAUUGAAUACCAUAAUGGAUAGCGACAAGAUACUCGUGAUGGACCAAGGUCACCUGGUGGAAUUCGACCAUCCGUACGUUUUAUUGCAAAACAAGGGCUAUUUUUACGAUAUGGUGCAGAAGACUGGUCUCGCAAUGGCGAACAGUCUAUCCGAAAUAGCGACAAACUGUUUUUACAGAAACAACGAAGCGUUAACUUAAUGACAGUCAAUCUCUGGUAAUAUUGAAGAUACACGAUAUUCAAAGAAAUUCUUUUUAUACGUCCGAUUUGUAUUUUACUAUCUCGAACUGGCACCUGUCGCUAAAGGUAUCUUCGAUUAUACGAACUGUCACGAAAGUAUGGUGCUUGCCAAGGUAUUAAUGAAGUAACAUAUAGAUAUAAGUAAAGUAUAUAAAAUCUUUUGUAAUGAAACCAUAUUCAAUAAAAUGU